This is a messenger RNA of Sabethes cyaneus, 756 nucleotides long. RefSeq names its product frequenin-1-like. The record is from RefSeq and is a predicted model, not a curated record. NCBI's taxonomy places the organism in Eukaryota, Metazoa, Arthropoda, Insecta, Diptera, Culicidae. Gene Ontology annotation, molecular function: calcium sensitive guanylate cyclase activator activity; calcium ion binding. The coding region runs from base 1 to 756 and encodes 251 amino acids. The transcript has 8 exons.
AUGCACAAAAUCCACUACAAAUGUGCAGAAGCUCUCGACAGUGCAUCGACGGUGUUGCAAUCCGUCUGCCACAUGAGCGGAAUUUGGGAGCGGAUAGUGUGGUUGGUGAAGGAAAGCAUGAAAGCGUUGGACAACGGACGAACCCUCACGGAUGAAAUGUUGCUGACGGUCCUAGCGGAGACGGAGGCUGUAAUGAUAGGUUUACAGGUUUCUACUCGCUUUGACAACUUCAUGGGCAAUCUACAUACAGGUAAAGUCACAGAGAAAGAAAUUCGACAAUGGCACAAAGGAUUCCUGAAAGACUGUCCCAACGGACUGCUGACAGAGCAGGGUUUCAUCAAAAUCUACAAGCAGUUCUUCCCGCAAGGUGAUCCGAGCAAGUUUGCCUCGCUGGUGUUUCGAGUUUUCGACGAAAACAAUGACGGGUCUAUCGAGUUCGAAGAAUUCAUCAGAGCGCUUUCCAUCACCUCGCGGGGAAAUUUGGAUGAAAAACUACAUUGGGCGUUCCGACUAUACGACGUUGACAAUGAUGGUUUCAUAACGAGGGACGAAAUGUACAACAUCGUCGAUGCCAUCUAUCAGAUGGUGGGUCAACAACCGCAGACCGAGGAUGAGAACACACCUCAAAAACGGGUAGAUAAAAUUUUCGAUCAGAUGGACAAGAACCACGACGACCGGCUCACACUGGAGGAGUUCCGCGAGGGUAGCAAGGCGGAUCCCCGUAUCGUUCAGGCGCUUAGUUUAGGGGGCGAUUAA